Molecule: messenger RNA, 1754 nt
Organism: Mollisia scopiformis
Lineage: Eukaryota; Fungi; Ascomycota; Leotiomycetes; Helotiales; Mollisiaceae
Exons: 4
Coding region: 1-1467 (488 amino acids)
Biological process (GO): regulation of DNA-templated transcription
Molecular function (GO): zinc ion binding; sequence-specific DNA binding
Source: RefSeq, a predicted model, not a curated record
AUGGAAGAAUUGGAUGGUAGCAACAGGCAAAGUGGCAUCCUAUCACUCAUCAAUCGAGAAAAAGUUGAUCGCAUCAACACAGAACGUCCGAUGAUGGCAAUGGCAACGACAGCAGUGGUCAGCCCGACCUCGUCCAUGUAUUCAAAUGGCCCCUCUCCAUAUUCUUCUGGUUGGUCUGGUCCAGCUGCAUACUCCGUAUCGGGGCUGAUUUCACCUCCAGAAUCGCGGCGGACAUCAGACAACAAGACCGAACCUCCUCCACCAAUACAAACUUCACAACCACACCGACAAUCCCUCCCCUCGAUCCAUGAAGCCUUGAGCAAUGGUCCCAAACCAAAUCCAUACGCCUCUCCUGUCUCUGCGUCGUUACCAGUGUCGCAUCAAAUACCAUACUCACAACCACAAUCAGCGCCUUUACCUCGAGCAUAUCCUCCGUCAGACCAUGCGCAAUACCCACCACAAUUAGCUCCUUCGCAGACCAGACAACCCUCACCUCCACAUCCUGUACAUCCACAGCCGAACUUCUCGCGACCAGAACAAAGUGCAAGCAGCUUUCCAGAAGUGUCGAGGCAUCCUUCAAUUACUUCGCUCCAAGCUGCGCCAGGACCACACAAUCCAUACGCAGCUCCACGUUACGAGCCUGCGAGACAUGAACAAGAUCCCAGAGCUCAAGAACGGAUACCGAAUGGCUAUCCGCCGCAUCCUCCACCUCCACAGCAACCUGCGUACAAUUAUGGGCCGAAUCCGAACCAAAUACCUCCACCGCCUGGACAGCAGGUAUCAAUUUACAAUCAGUCUCGGUACCCACCUCGAGAUCCCAGAGAAUUGGCCGAUCCAUGGAAAGGAGAAAAGCAAGAGCCAGUUUCGUUCAGACAAGGUGUAAAGAGACAUUUAGAUGUGUGGGACUUCGAGAACAACUUGGCAGAGAUCAAUAUCUCCAGUAGCGCACUCCACGAAUGGUCUGCUCAUUACAAUGCUAUCGCACAGGAACAACAACGGCCUGUGAGCUCGCUCCCUGAACGAAUGCCUACAUUGGAAUCUGUAGAAGACAUGCUUCGGCAUUCACUGAAGAUUUCGAACGCAUUGAGCAACAUGCAAAAUAUUAUCCGGGAUCAACAGGAUUCACUCAGGGAACAACGAAUGCGAGACCAGGGAGUUCGGGGCCCUGGCGAAUACGAAGACGAGAUGAGCAUGUACGGCGAUGACAUGAAGAACCACGGCUACGGGUCCGAAGGCAGAAAGCGUCGCGGGAGAGCCGCUCCCCCGGGCCGCUGCCACAGCUGUAACCGAGCCGAAACCCCUGAAUGGAGACGAGGACCAGACGGCGCACGAACCCUCUGCAACGCGUGCGGACUCCACUACGCCAAACUUACGCGCAAGAACACCAUGAGGCAAUCGCAGGGUUUGAACGGGUCUUCUCUGCGUCCGAGAUCGAGGGACGACAACUCGCCGAGACCGCUGAUGUGAAAGAGCUUUUCUCCCUAAUUAAAGAAACACUAUUUUACUUCUGUGUAUACAUACCACUCAUCUCCAUCUUUGAGGAUGAAGGGACCUACGGAUAAACGAACCGAUAUCCCGGCGUUCGAGGCAUGAACCUACAUAGGAGGCAAAAGCAACAGCCUUUUAGGGUGGAUAAGAUUAUUAUAUUGUCAUUGUUUUUCAUUGAUCAUGAAAUACUUCUCUUAGGAGGCCAGUCAGCAAGCAAGCAAGCAAGCAUACGAUAGCGAGCACUUCUUCUUCAUUUUUUGCUGUUA